GAUUCCUCUCCAAACAGGCCCUAUGCUUUUUCUUCUUCUCUCCCCACCUCUCUCUCUCUUCUCAUCUCCUCCUGCUGUUGUUCUCUUCUCUGCAAAGAACAUCAUAUACCCCAUCCCUCAGAAAAUUAAGCCACUGGCCCCUUAAAGAUUGAGCUGAGAUUUCCACACAUAGGGUGCAAGGAGGGAGAAGCAAGAGCAUUCCUUGCAGCAGGGAAGCCAGGAGCGCAUCCCCCUCUACCCUCUUUCUCCAGAAGCGAGUGAUAUGAAUCGAGGAGAAUUCCAGAGCUCCCUGGUGCAACAGAUGAUCAUGAGUAGCUUGAAGCCGUGCCAUGAGGAGCAAGAAGCGUCUCCUAACAUGCCCUCCCUGUCAUCUCCAUCCAUGCUCUUCUCCCAGCAGUUUCCACAUAGCUCAUCAGGCAUGCUUCUUAUGAACGGCACCGCCUCUAUUCCAAGCUUGCAUGAUGGUAACGCCGGAAGCCAGGAGAGCCACAUGCCAGAGUCUUGGAGCCAGCUGAUUCUUGGGGGAUUAGUUGGAGAUCAAGAGAGAUACAGCACCACCACGGCUCUCCUGUCAAAGGGACUAGAGAACUGGGGGGAUCAUCAGGCUGCCGCUGCUGCAAGUGCAUGCAUGGUUGGUAUGAAGGAGGAGGGCUCCAUGCCUAAUUCCGGCACCAGCGGCGCCCCUGCUCCUUACAAUUUCUAUGGGAGCCAUCUUGUCGCCGGCGAUGGCCACGAGAUCCAGGCCAAGUCCCAGCUGAGCCAGAUGCUCCUGGCCUCCUCUCCUAGGUCAUGCGUCACCACCAGCCUCGGCAGCAACAUGCUUGACUUCUCGAAUAGCGUGGCGCCGCCGCCGCCGGAGCUCCGGAGCCACCACCAAUCCGACAACUCAUCCGAGUGCAACAGCACCGCGACAGGCUCAGCUCUCAAGAAGGCUAGGGUUCAGGCCUCCUCCUCAGCACAAUCUACUCUAAAGGUGAGGAAGGAGAGGCUAGGGGAUAGAAUAACUGCCCUUCACCAGAUAGUUUCACCAUUUGGCAAGACUGACACUGCGUCUGUACUGCAAGAGACCAUUGGCUAUGUCAGAUUCCUCCUGGGUCAAAUUGAGGCUCUUAGCUACCCAUACAUGGGCCAGGGAGGCAACGGGACAUCCAUGCAAAAUGGACCAACCGGAGAAAGGAACCCUGGACUCUUCCCAGAAUACCCCGGCCAGUUGCUAAACCAUAAUAACAAUACUGGAGCAGUACAGCAGCAGGCUGCAGGCCAACCUGAGCAGCAGGGUGCUAAGAAUGAAGAGGAGACGAGCAAGAAGGACCUGAGGAGCCGGGGCCUGUGCCUCGUCCCGGUGUCGUGCACGUCGCACUUCGGCGGGGACAACGCAGCUGACUACUGGGCCCCUGCGCCGCUCGGCGGGAUCCUCCGGUAGAAGAGAGAUCCAUGGCUGUUUCUUGCAGCAAGUAUAUGUGUUUGUGCAUGGUGGGGUGCAGGGGCGAGUACGUAACAUUAAUGUACGUACCUACAUACCAUCAUGAGCAGUCAUUCUGUUAAGGAUGAUUGCUCUUGAUGCUAUGCUAUGCGAGUAGUAGUGUAAUCAUAUCGUUAUGGGGGUGAAAGCGAUUAAGCCUUCUGUAUCUGCAUUAUUUUCUGCAAAGAGGCUUUCCAUGAAAGGAGAUCGAUGCAUGCAUGGUCAGCCUAGUACUUCUUCUCUAGCUGGUCGUCCUCCUUCAGUCCUUGCAAAAUUUAUGGCUUUGCUGUAUAUGUAAAUCUAGCAAGCUAUAUAGUGAACUUUAAUUUGUUCA
Molecule: messenger RNA, 1796 nt
Organism: Lolium perenne
Lineage: Eukaryota; Viridiplantae; Streptophyta; Magnoliopsida; Poales; Poaceae
Biological process (GO): regulation of transcription by RNA polymerase II
Cellular component (GO): nucleus
Molecular function (GO): DNA-binding transcription factor activity, RNA polymerase II-specific; RNA polymerase II cis-regulatory region sequence-specific DNA binding; protein dimerization activity
Source: RefSeq, a predicted model, not a curated record